Budorcas taxicolor (takin) is the source of this 423-nucleotide messenger RNA. RefSeq names its product ergosterol biosynthetic protein 28 homolog. Gene Ontology annotation, molecular function: protein-macromolecule adaptor activity. Gene Ontology annotation, cellular component: membrane; endoplasmic reticulum. The transcript is spliced from 4 exons. The record is from RefSeq and is a predicted model, not a curated record. Lineage: Eukaryota; Metazoa; Chordata; Mammalia; Artiodactyla; Bovidae. The coding region runs from base 1 to 423 and encodes 140 amino acids.
AUGAGCCGAUUCCUGAACGUGUUACGAAUCUGGCUGAUGAUGACGUCCAUCAUAGCCGCGGGUCACUCGCUGCAGAGCUUCCGAGACCACACCUUUCUCUAUGAAAAGCUCUAUACCAGCAAGCCAGACCUGGUGAAUGGCCUCCAAGCUCGGACCUUUGGAGUCUGGACGCUGCUCUCAUCAGUGGUUCGCUGCCUCUGUGCCAUCGACAUUCACAACAGAACGCUCUACUACGUCACGCUCUGGACCUUCUUCAUUGUCAUGGGGCACAUAGUGUUUGAGCUGUUUGUAUUUGGAACCAUGGCUCCCACAAUUAACGUCAUGGCACCCUUCAUGGUGGCAAGUAUCUCAAUCCUGGGCAUGCUAGUGGGACUCCAGCACCUAGAAGCAGAACCAGGAUCCAGACAAAAGAAGAGAAACUGA